Biomphalaria glabrata is the source of this 922-nucleotide messenger RNA. RefSeq lists its product as uncharacterized. Lineage: Eukaryota; Metazoa; Mollusca; Gastropoda; Planorbidae. The record is from RefSeq and is a predicted model, not a curated record. The coding region runs from base 151 to 501 and encodes 116 amino acids. The transcript has 4 exons.
AACAUAUUUAGGAAAGUCCCGGUCAGUAUUAUGAAUUUAUCAUUUUAUGACUCCAAAAUUUGAAAAGGUAUAAAAGCACAAAUUUGUAUUGCCUUGGCACUAAUGAUGUCACAUUGUUCUCCCACAGAAGAAUUAUUGAUCCUGUAAUUUAUGGCAGAUUAUGAAACAAACGAAGAGGAAGAAGAGGUAGAGGUGUACGUUAAGAUCAGGUUCAGGAUAGAAAGCUGGGAUGGUACGGUCAAGGAACAUGAAGCAGAUUUACCUGGAUCUGUCAAAAUUAAAGAUUUGAAAGACGAACUACGAGACGAGCUUGGUGAUCCCGAAACUAAAGAAUGGUUUUUAGUCAAGCAGAACGGAGGCGAGAAACACAUGCCUGAUGAUGAUGUCAUAAACGAGCUCUGUAGUGAUCUGCUAGGAGACGACCUCCUGAUUGUUUCAGUUCGCGACAACAGAACUGACUUCACGUCAGAUGCCAUACCUGUCAUGGAGCAGGGUCAUUGAUUUUUUUUAAAUAUAAUUUUUAUUUUUUUAAAAUUCCAGUUUUGGUUUUCAUUUUGACCACAAGCCUCGUUAGUUGAACACUCUGCAAGCCUACUCAAGUAUGACGUGAAAUGCAUUGCAUUAAAUAAAAAAAAAUUUAGGGAACUGUUAGUAGGUAACCAUUGCUGACUCUUUAACAACUCCUAAUAUUUGUCCUUGUUUUCAGACUUUGCCAAAGUAAACAUAACUAUUUGCUUGAUUGCACCCGUCCAUCUUAGCCUAUUUCUCUAUAUUUCACUUUUUUAAUUGACUUGUAUGCAUGAAUGUCAAAAGGCGUAUAAAGUUGUUUGUCCAUGCAGAUAUAAGAUGAUAGUACUAACACUACCGAUAGUGUCGCCUCGCAAAUAAUUAAAUUACUAAAAUUUGUUUAAGUUUUUUUAAA